Cydia fagiglandana is the source of this 1809-nucleotide messenger RNA. RefSeq lists its product as uncharacterized. Gene Ontology annotation, molecular function: RNA-DNA hybrid ribonuclease activity; nucleic acid binding. Lineage: Eukaryota; Metazoa; Arthropoda; Insecta; Lepidoptera; Tortricidae. The record is from RefSeq and is a predicted model, not a curated record. Bases 16 to 1782 code for a protein of 588 amino acids. The transcript has a single exon.
AGUUUGGUUUGUUUCAUGAAACAAAUUCCGUCUUCUGUUAAGCACUUAUUUUACGCUGAUGAUUUGGUAUUAUAUGUAAAUUGUAAAGAAAUAAAAAUUGGUGAAUCUAUUAUGAACAGUUGUCUGCGUAAUAUUCAUAGCAUACUAACUAAUUCCCUAAAACUUGAGGUUAAUGUUUCCAAAAGUUCUGUAAUUCUUUUUUCUCAAAAUGGCUUACAUUAUCCUCAAGUUUUAUACAAUUCUAACGUUAUUCCUGCUCAGUCUUUUGUCAAAUACGUUGGCCUAUUUCUUGAUUAUGAUCUUUCUUGGAAAACUCAUAUUGAUACAAUUUCUAAAAGAGCUGAACUGGGUUUAAACAUAUUGAAGUCGUUAACUGGAGUAAAAUGGGGAGCAGACCCUAAGGUCCUUAAAACUAUAUAUAUUGCUACAAUUAGAAGCCACUUCGACUAUAGUUGUAUGUUUUUUGCUGAUGCGAAUACCCAUCUUUUAAGGAAGCUAGAUAUUAUCCAAAAUAGGGCGCUACGAGUUAUUACUGGAGCUAUGAUGUCAUCUCCAAUUAAUUCUUUGGAAAUAGAGGCUGGCAUUGUUCCUUUAUUUGUACGCAGAUGUUAUAUCACUGACAAGUAUGGUCUUAAGUUAGUUAGUCGUAAUAACGAAGUAACUUGUAGAUACUUAAAUAAUGUUAAUAUUCCAAAUUAUAAUUUAAUACCGUUUCCUAAUUCUUCUUCCAUAAGUGAUGUUAUAACUUAUUUAAACUUUGAAUUUCAAGAUAUAGUGCUUUGGUCUAAUUUGCUUCCCUGUUUUGAACAUGAAUACAAUGAUAUUAUGCGAGACGUGGUUGUCGAACUGGUUAAAUUUGAAUCGAAAUAUGACUUUUUGGAGUUUCUUGAUGAUAAGAUUGAUUUUGUUAAAUUAUAUACUGACGGCUCUAAAACUAAAGAUAGGACCAGUUUUGCAUUUUUCGACUCUUUUUUGAACAUAGGAAAAGUUUUCGAAUAUAGUAGUUAUUUUUCAAUAUUUUCGGCUGAAGUAUUAGGCAUAAUUUACGCUUUAGAACAUAUUCAUGAUAAUUAUAUAACUGAGAAUAAGUUUUUAAUUUUAUCUGAUUCCAUGAGCGCUUUACAAGCACUUAAAAAUAAAUGUGUGAGUGCAUCUGUAAAUUACUUAAUUUAUAAGUUAAGAAGUUGUUUGAGUUCUUUAUUAUAUAGAAAUAUUACUGUUGAAUUUUGCUGGGUUCCGGGACAUUCAGGAAUUUUUGGUAACGAACUUGUAGACAAGCUUGCCAAAUCCACAGAAAAUAUCCAAGUUUGUGAUUUAAAAGUACCUCAGUCCGAUUUAGUGCCUUUUGUAAAAGAACUUAUGAUUAGAAGGUGGAACAACUCGUGGUCUAAAUCCAAAGAAGUCAAAGGGAAAUGGCUAGCUGAAAUAGUCCCAGCACCUAGCACCAAGUCGUGGUUUGAAUACCAAAGAAAAUAUGUAGAAAGGGCAUUUAUUACAACUAUGUGUAGAUUGCGUAUUGGUCAUGCUCGUUUUCCUGCACAUCUCUUUAGACUAGAGCUAAGUGAUUCUGCUGUUUGUGCACAUUGUAAUUUUAAUGUAUGUGAUCUCGAUCAUAUUUUUUUCCAUUGUCCUGCAUUUAAUUUACAAAGGCUGUUGUUUGUUGCCAUGUGUAUGGACACAGGUUUGCAAGUUCUACCAAAAUCUGUGCAGGGCCUUUUGAAAUAUAAACAAUUAUAUCCUGUAAUCUAUGAAUUUGUUGUUCACACUAUUGGCAGUUUGUAAAUAUUUUAUAAGUGAUUGAAAUAACCA